CAAGUUUAUUUAUGAUGAUUACACUCACACUCACUCACAUUAUUCAGUCUAUAUAUACCUAUAGUUUGGUUUAAUAUAUAUAGUGGUUAUUUAAUUUAACUGCACAUGGCUCGUGCAAAUCACGUGUAAAGCUCAUCUCAUCCCUGUCUCUGAUGAAGUCGUACAACUCUGAAACAAAACAAAGCAAAGCAUAAACCAUAAACUACACUCACUCACACCAUCGAAUUCAUCGUAUUAUAUUAUAUACUCCAUCCAUUUGAUCAUGUAUUCGUUGACAGCGAAACCCUCAUUUACACCACAAUUCAUAAUAUUAUCUUCUUCUUCAACUUCUUCUUCUACUUCUUCAAUUUCUCGAGUUUGUUUCCGAACUCGUUCACCUUCAUCAAUUACCUUUCCCACUAAUUCAGACCAUAAAGGAAGACUUCAUUUCAGAGUUCAAUCAUCCCAAAAUGAUACUCCCAACUCUCCUGCCGACUCCAAAUCCCCUAACGGCACUCUGUCAAAGAGCAGGAGAGAAAUCUUAUUGGAAUAUGUCAAGACCGUGCAGCCGGAAUUUAUGGAAUUGUUUGUGAAAAGAGCACCUCAACCGGUUGUGGAUGCAAUGCGACAAACGGUGACAAAUAUGAUUGGAACACUGCCACCUCAAUUUUUUUCUAUAACAAUUAACACCGUAGCUGAGAACCUUGCACAGCUUAUGUACAGUGUCAUGAUGACUGGCUACAUGUUUAGAAAUGCACAAUACCGUUUGGAACUGCAAGAAAGUUUGGAACAAGUUGCCCUUCCCGAUGUUCAAGAUAAAAAGGAUAUUCCAGACUAUGCAUCUGGGACACAAAAGAAUGUUUCAGGUGAAGUCAUUCGGUGGAACAACAUUUCUGGGCCCGAGAGAAUGGAUGCUAAAAAGUACAUUGAAAUACUUGAAGCGGAGAUUGAGGAGCUGAAUCGUCAAGUUGGAAGACAGUCCAGCAAUGCACAAAAUGAACUGUUGGAAUACCUAAAAUCUCUCGAGCCUCGGAAUUUGAAGGAUUUGACUAGUAGUGCUGGGGAGGACGUUGUGUUUGCAAUGAAUACAUUCAUCAAGCGACUACUGGCUGUUGCAGAUCCUAGUCAAAUGAAGACUAGCGUGACUGAAACAAGUGCAUCUGAACUUGCCAAACUGCUUUAUUGGUUGAUGGUGGUUGGGUACAGCAUUCGCAACAUUGAAGUUCGUUAUGACAUGGAAAGAGUACUCGGAACUUCUCCAAAGCUGGCUGAAUUGCCGCCGGGUGAAAAUGUUUAAGCAGCCUUGAUAAAGUUCAUUGUCGAAAUACUGUCCCCAAAUUGAAGCCAAGUGCCCUAUUAGAUUUUGCACUUUUUAAUUGAUUGGCUGAACGCUUAGUCAUGACAUAAAGGAGAAGGCUGCAGUUUUAGAGUUCCCGAACUAUUGUUCUCCUAGUAGUUAAUAUGACGGAUCAUUUUUCUUCCCUCCGGGUAGAAUGGAACUUUUUUCUAAGUUAUACCGACAAGAUAUCGAAGUUUAUUCCUAAAGAUGAAAUCCUUUGAUUUAUAUGUAACUUCUUUGACAACCUGAAACUAUGGUGAAUUAUUUAAAUACAGAAGAUUGUUGGUUUGUUUAAUAAUAGCUUUGUUACAUCAA
Messenger RNA from Trifolium pratense (red clover), 1633 nucleotides. RefSeq lists its product as uncharacterized. Lineage: Eukaryota; Viridiplantae; Streptophyta; Magnoliopsida; Fabales; Fabaceae. The coding region runs from base 263 to 1276 and encodes 337 amino acids. The transcript has 7 exons. The record is from RefSeq and is a predicted model, not a curated record.